This is a messenger RNA of Nymphalis io (European peacock), 1951 nucleotides long. Its product is annotated as glycine N-methyltransferase. The transcript has 6 exons. Gene Ontology annotation, molecular function: S-adenosyl-L-methionine binding; glycine N-methyltransferase activity; identical protein binding. Gene Ontology annotation, biological process: one-carbon metabolic process; regulation of gluconeogenesis; S-adenosylmethionine metabolic process. Gene Ontology annotation, cellular component: cytosol. Bases 102 to 983 code for a protein of 293 amino acids. The record is from RefSeq and is a predicted model, not a curated record. Lineage: Eukaryota; Metazoa; Arthropoda; Insecta; Lepidoptera; Nymphalidae.
UCAUUUGCGGCAGUGUCGGCAUGGUAGCGACGGUGACUAGAAGUCUACACUGAACACAUACUCACUCGACACACGCGUGAUUGUUGCAUCAUAAUUGAACCAUGUCGUCGGAUAAAGUAUUCCAUUCACGGUCAGAAGGUAUCCCGUCUGAGGGUGUAAAGGACCAGUACGCAGAUGGAAAGGCAGCCAGAGUGUGGAAGAAGUACAUUGGGGACAGUAAUCAAAGAACUAAAAACUAUAGAGACUUUUUAACGGGACUUCUGAAAAAGCACGGUUGUAACCGAGUUUUGGACGCGGCGUGCGGCACCGGCAUAGACUCGAUGAUGCUGGUCGACGAAGGUUUUAGUGUGGUCUCAGUGGAUGCUUCUGAUAAAAUGUUGAAACAUGCUUUAAAAGCCAGAUGGGAAAAAAGAAAAGAUACUAAAUACGACGAAUGGGUAAUUGAAGAAGCGAGCUGGCAAACACUCCCCCAGGACGUUGAAACCUUCCUACCUGGUGCGUCAUUCGAUGCAGUCAUAUGCCUCGGAAAUUCAUUCGCCCAUUUGCUUGACGAAUAUGAGGAUCAGAGAACACAGAAAAUGUGCUUAAAAAAUUUCGCCAAAGUGUUGAAACCUGGUGGCCUGUUGUUUAUCGAUCACAGGAAUUAUGACGCGAUGAUCAAUAGCGGCGCGACACCUGGACAUUCUAUUUAUUACAAUUGCAAAUAUCCUGUUGACAUCAAAACCUCUGUAUUAGUGGUACGUGGUAAGCCGGAGUUGGUGGCGCUCGACUACUGUAUUGAUGCUACAGACGAUGGUCUCAUUACGGAAAAGAGUGAAUUCCGUUUGUGCUACUUCCCACAUCGAUUGCACAGUUUCACUCGGAUGCUAGACGAGGCGUUUGACAACCGCGCGCAGCACAGCAUCUACGCAGACUUCCAGCCGCUGGAGCGCGUCGACAACCCCGCUUACUACAUCCACGUCAUGCAGAAAGCGCUUGACUGACAACUUGUACAUAGCCAAAAAUAAUAUAUUUUUAUACGUAGUUCGUAAUGUUUUUUAUAAUCUUUAUAAACAGUGUAUAAUUAAUAACUUAAAAGAGGUUCAAAACAUGGCAAUCAUAUUAUAUAUAAAAUAAUAUAUUUAUGUCAAAAUAAUUUACUAAUUCUAUAUAACAAAAAAUUAUAAAUCUUUACAUGGGUAAAAAUCUGUAAAAAUGCAAAUCUGUGAUAACUAGAUUAUUUUUGCUCUUUUCUAAGUGCAAACAAUACUAUUGCUUACACAGUAAGUGAAUCAUGUACCUUUCAAUUAUUAUAAAACAAAAUUGUAAUACUUAUUGCUAAAAGUCAAUAAAUUGUUAAUUUAAAUUGGUAUAUUUUUUUUAAUACUCAGAUGAGUAUUUUAAAUAUGUCAUGCAGGUAUUUAUUCUUGUCAAUUAGACUACAUACUGAGACUAAAAUCGGAGUUAGUUAAAUAAGGGUAAAUAUUUUACACCUGAAGUUUGUCACGGUCGAAACAAACGUCCUUGUUUAUAGUAUUGUGGUGUUGACUUUACCACAAGUUUACUAAAAAUAUAUAGUUACUAAAUAGUAUAAAGUAUAUGUUUAGCGAGUGACGAGCCGGUUGGCGUGGUUGGUAGAUACUUGCCUUUUCACGCUGAAGGUUGUGGGUUCGAUUCCCACCCAGGACAGAUGUUUGUGUGCAUGAACAUGUCUGUUUGUCCUGAGUCUGGGUGUUUUCUAUAUAAUUAUGUAUUUACAAAAUAAAGGUAGUAUAUCAGUUGUCUGGUUCCCAUAACACAAGCUUUGUACAAGCUUAAUUUUGGAUCAGAUGGCCGUGUGUGAAAAAUGUCCCAGGAUAUUAUUAUUAUUAUUAUAUGUUAUUUAUAUUUAUUUAGUCUACUCUCAUUUAAAUUAUUUUCUAUUCCUUUAUUUAUAUCAAUUAGUCAUUUUAAAUUAAAUUAUCUUAUGUAA